UAAGAAGUGUAAUGCAGGCAUUAGAACACUUCAGAGAAGCAACAGGACUUUCUAUAAAUCUGCAGAAAUCCCAAAUGGUCAUUGCUGGGCUAAGUCAGAAGGAGAAGCAAAACAUUUUCAAUGAAUUUGGGAUAAAAGAGGGAUCUUUGCCUUUUAAAUACCUUGGGUGUCCUAUAUCAGCAAGUAGACUCACAGUGGCUGACUGUGAUGUACUGAUAGAAAAGAUCACUGCUAGAAUAUCAUCCUGGAAGACCAAGCAUCUUUCAUACGUAGGAAGAGCCAGAUUAAUCCAAUCAGUGCUGUUUGGAAUGGUUAAUUUCUGGGCCAGAAUUUUUGUCAUCCCGGGUAGGGUCAUGAAAAAAGUUGAGGGGCUAGCCAGGAACUACCUGUGGGGCUCUUCUGAAAUCUAUAAAAGGGUGCCUCUGGUGAAUUGGGAAGACACCUGCAAACCUAAAGUGAAUGGGGGGUUAGGGCUACCUAAUAUUAGGCUUUGGAAUAAGGCUAUGAUCAUGGCCCUUAACUGGGAUAUAGCAAGGAAGAAAGACUGCUUAUGGGUUAAAUGGGUUCACAGCAGGUACUUAAAGAAGGUUGAUGAUUUCUGGGGCUAUAAACCCAGAACUGAAGCAUGUAGCUACUGGAAAAAGAUGAUCAAAAUCAGAAGGGACUUUGAAGGAAUGCCUUCAACGGAAAGUUACACUAAUGAGAAGGGAUACAAAUGGUUGUUGGGGCAAUCUCCUAAAACUGGUUGGGCCGGGAUGGUUUGGAACAGAUUAACCAUACCAAAACACCAAUUCCUCGUAUGGCUAAUCAUGAAAAAUAGACUACAAACUAAGGCGAGGCUAACCAAAUUUAUGAGCAUCUCUACUGACUGUGGUUUAUGUGACAAAGGAAUUGAAGAUAAUAAACACUUGUUUGGAGAUUGUGCCUUCUACAUUGAUAUAUGCAGGAAAUUAAAGGAGGAAGGGGGAUGCAAUCUCACUGGAACGAAACUGGAGGGUAUCUACACCUAUUUCAUGAAUCAAGGGCCAAGAAAAGAACGGGCGAGGAUGAUUGCUAAUUGGGCAGCAGUAUGCUAUAUGGUAUGGAGGGCCAGGAAUACGAAAAUCCAUACGAAUAGAAGUCUGGGUAUGAGGGAGAUAGUAGAUUACAUCUUAUUUGUUACUAAGUGUUAUAGUAAUAGUAAAGGAAAACAAGUGUAGUAGGAUUUAAUUCCCUUGAGGAAGGCUGUGAUGUGGUAGGGCGAGGGGGUGCGUGGU
Molecule: messenger RNA, 1256 nt
Organism: Cuscuta campestris
Lineage: Eukaryota; Viridiplantae; Streptophyta; Magnoliopsida; Solanales; Convolvulaceae
Source: the annotation of a GenBank genome assembly